Molecule: messenger RNA, 1245 nt
Organism: Serendipita indica DSM 11827
Lineage: Eukaryota; Fungi; Basidiomycota; Agaricomycetes; Sebacinales; Serendipitaceae
Source: the annotation of a GenBank genome assembly
AUGUUCUGGUGGCUUUCGUUUAUUCGACCGCCGCUGAGCGAUGCACAUGGUGGACAAUCAGUCGACGUGAUUAUCCAGAUUACAAAUGAUCUCCGGACCGAACUCUACCCUGAGCCUAUUGAUCUCUACGCCGUCUGGACCUCGCUCUCGUUCGAAACUGCGACCGAUCCUGCCAAAAUCACAACGUGGAGACCCGAAUAUCCGCAUAAACUCGUCUCUCUGCCCUGUCCGCGCGUUUCCAGCCCGCUAUCCACAUGGCUCUUGGGUCUCUUUGCCUGUCCAAUCGGCACUCCCCCCGUUCCUUCCAGAAUGUCUGUCAAUCUAACGGAUAGUCAAGCCAUGCGCCAGAUAAUCCCAGUCUAUUCAGCCCCAAUCUCCGUCUAUGCCUCUACCACUCCCAAGGCACCCGGCCGCAAACGGGGCCCCUCGGCAUCAACACGAAAACUCGACGAGAUUCAGCGAGUAUUCAAGUUGCCACCAUGGUUCUCCGGUGGCCCUGAACGUAUAAUGAGGUUCACGGAGAAGACGAGCUUCGAUCUUGACAAGAAACUUUGGGACUCUGGUCUAGCUACCGCCCUCUUUUUCAGCCGCCUGCGUGACCAAACGCAUGUCUAUCCAGCUCCAUUCAAGGACACGAUCCAGGAUAUCGUCGACAUGCUCUGGACGCGGCGCAAGGAAUGCAACGUCCUCGAACUCGGAACGGGAACGGGCAUCGUUUCAAUUGCGCUUUCGCUCCUUCUGUCGCAAAAAUCCUCGGAGAACGAGGACGACAGCGGGGCGACGGCCCACUCCGACCCUUUGCCAAUUCUCCGCAUCCACGCCACAGACCUCCCGUCGGCGCUUCCCCUCAUUGGACGCAACAUAGACGGAAAUUGUCAUCUGCGGGAAGAAUCGGAACAAGACUCUCCUCUCGUAGUGAUACCCACGGCAGGCGUGCUCGAUUGGGAAGACGAAACACUGCCCGAGGAUGUCGUUUCCAACCCCCCUGAUCUCAUCUUGAUGAGCGAUGUGACUUACAACACGUCUUCCUUCCCAGCACUUCUCAAGACGUUGAAUAACCUCCUCGACUUGUCUCCACACGCUCGUAUCAUGCUCGCCUACAAGGAGAGGCAUGAUUCAGAGCGCGUUGUUUGGCCCAUGUUCGAGGAGCAAGUAGGACUGCAGAUUCACAAAGUCGACAACGUCCCUGGAGCAGGCGGAGCGCCGGUCGAAAUCUGGUUAGGUCGUCGCCAUCGUAAACAAUGA